AUGAUCUCGGAAAGCGGUAGAUGUACGAAAGUAUUCAUCAGAAAGCCAUAUAAACUUCCAAGAAUUUCGAUUACGUUCAAGAAUCCGGACGACCCAAGGCUGUUGCUCUCCUGUACAGAAUAUCCAGACUCAAACAGAAAAAUAUCUCCUGUUGUACAGAAAAUCAUGGCAGCUGAUCCCCUGUAUAGAAGAAUGUGCCAAAAAAGGACUCCUGAGCAAAAGGACUUAGAUGAAGCAACCAAACUGCGGACCACGAUAUAUUGUAUCCUUUCUUACCUGUAUAUACUGAACAGAUUUAUA
This is a messenger RNA of Amoebophrya sp. A25, 300 nucleotides long. NCBI's taxonomy places the organism in Eukaryota, Dinophyceae, Syndiniales, Amoebophryaceae. The record is from the annotation of a GenBank genome assembly.